AUGGCUGACAUCCCAGACCCCCAAGUCCGACAAGACCGAGAAGGCCCUAAAGAACUCCAAGACCCCAAAGAUCGACAAGUACAACAAGACACCCAAGAUGUGCUAGACUACGAGAAUCUUCAAGAACCUCAAGUCCGGCAAGACCAACAAGACCCCAACGACCAACAAGACCCCAAAGAUCCAGUAGACCAGGAAAACCCCCAAGACCAAAAAGACUCCAAAGAACCCCAAGACCCUGAACACCAACAAGAGUCCAAAGACCCCCAAGACUCUCAAGAUACACUAGACCACGAAACCCCCCAAGACACUCGCAUCAAGCAAGACCCCAAGGACCUACAAGACCCCAAGGACCAACAAGACCCCAAGGACCAACAAGACCCCAAGGAUCAACAAGACCCCAAGGACCAACAAGACCCCAUGGACCAGCAAGACCCCAAGGACCAACAAGACUCCAAUGACCUACAAGACCCCAAGGACCAACAAGACCCCAAGGACCAACAAGACCCCAAGGACCAACAAGACCCCAAGGAUCAACAAGACCCCAAGGACCAACAAGACCCCAUGGACCAGCAAGACCCCAAGGACCAACAAGACUCCAAGGACCAACAAGACCCCAUGGACCUACAAGACCCCAAGGACCAACAAGACCCGAAGGACCUACAAGACCCCAAGAACCAACAUGACCCCAAGGACCUACAAGACCCCAAGGACCAACGAGACCCCAAGGAUCAACAAGACCCCAAGGACCAACAAGACCCCAAGGACCAACAAGACUCCAAGGACCAACAAGACCCCAUGGACCUACAAGACCCCAAGGACCUACAAGACCCCAAGAACCAACUUGAGCCCAAGGACCUACAAGACCCCAAGGACCUACAAGACCCCAAGAACCAACAUGACCCCAAGGACCUACAAGACCCACUAGACCCACAAGAACCUCAAGACCCCCCCAGUGGACUGACGGACCGCAGCGGCAGUUUCUUUAAGCUGAUUGAUACUUUUGCCCUGGAGCUCGGGGAACUCGAGAAGGAAAUGGUGCAGAAAAGCCCGGAAUCAGACCAAGAGACGCUGGACAACACCGGUCCGGACAGAGACAUGAGUGCGCUUCGCCUGGAGCCCGGCCACCGCGGCACCGCUGCAGGUGAAAGGGAUUCUGGGUACGAUUCCCUCCGGCGCAGGAUGAGCGUCUUGGACCGGCUGACGCAGACGCACACGGUUUGGCUUCUGCUGUCAAUCACGGAGCAGGAGGCGGGACAUCUGCUCCUCAAACAACCCCCAGGGGUGUUUCUGGUCUGCAAGUCUCCAGCUCUGCAGAGGAAGGUUCUGUCUGUGCGCUUAAAAGAGGAGACGUCCGAAAACGCCAUUAGCCACUUUCCGGUCCGAGAAAGCCAAUACACGUUUUCUCUUGAGGGCUCGGCUAUAAGUUUUGCAGACCUGUUUCGUCUUGUGGCUUUUUACUGUAUCAGCAGAGAUCUUUUGCCCUUUACACUCAAACUCCCAGAAGCCAUUGCGUCGGCCAAGACUCAGAAAGAGCUGGAGGAGGCGGCGCAACUAGGAGCAGCCUUGGACACUCCCUCUGCGUGUCUGUGCCGUGUGUCAACCACAUUCAGAGCCAGAGACCGGGCUCGAAAAGCCACUUCUACACGGCACAACCAUGCUAGUUAUAACAUAGAAACUAACCCAGGACUAAGCCGGAUUUACUCAGAGCGCUUCACAAAUGCUGGCUUUUGGGAUUCCGCUCUCUGCAGUGGCCCUCCUGCCUCUCCUCGCACCUGUCGCCCCGUGAGCCGGACCCUCAGCCCACCACGACCCAACAAACCCAAGGAUCCAGUCGGCGAAUCCCCACAGAGGCCUUCCCAUAACAGCGAGAGCGCUCCUCCGACGCUCCGAUCACAGAAUUCUUCUCUGCUCCCGGAAAAGAGACAUUCGAGAGGACCGCUGUGUUAUGUCAAUCCGCUUUUCCUCCAAACGCGCCAUCGACAUCGCAGCCAGGAUCGACCGCAGCAGGCGGGCAAACCGAACCCCAGAGUAGUUUUAAUGAAAGAGGAGCUCAAACUGAACAGCAAAUCGCGUUCCCCGCCGCCACGCCCCCCUCCUCCUUGCUUUAUGCCACGCCGUAGACCCGCCCCACCUCCCCCUACGUCCACCCCUGCCAAAUCCGCCACCACGAAGCCCAAAAACAUGCCGACGGUGCAGUCCAGCGUGAGGCGAUCGCAGCCUUCCACCAAGAGACCUGCACCACCUCCUCCCACUACCACCAGCAAUAGCAACAAGAGCAACAUUAACCAAUCCAAAAGCACUAAAGCUCCUCCUCCUCGCCCCAAGAAACCCGAUUUGGAAUCUCACCGCUGUCACAUAGCGUUGGAUGACGAGACUAUUGCCAAAGCCCUGUCGCGAGCCAAAAUACCAGCCAGCCCACCAGCCACCGACAAAUUAGAAACGAGUGAACAAAGCCAGCGAUUGAGUGACGUCAGCAUGUCCACGUCCUCCUCCGACUCUCUCGAAUACCCCAGAUUCUCAAUCGGACAAGCACUGGCCUCGAGUCCAUCCCAGGACCAGGACAUCGCCGUGGACAGCAGCGACGAGGAGGAGGAUGCGGAGUACGAGGACGAAGAGGACUACGGGGUCGGACUGGAAGCCGAUCUGGAGAUGCGCCUACGGCCUUCGUUCAAGUCUCGCAGACGCAGGAUGGCCGUGAGGCUGAGCGAGGGGUCCUUCAUUCUACCGCGAGCGCUAAAGGGACGGUUUCGUAAGGUCAGCGGCAUGUUGAGCUCGUUGAUGACGCCGGAGAGAAGAGCCGUGAAGAGGAUCGCAGAGCUGUCCCGGGACAAGAGCUCGUACUUCGGGUCGCUGGUGCAGGAUUAUCUGAGUUUUGUGCAGGAGAAUAAAGGGUGCCACACGUCAGGGGUAGACUUCUUGCAGACGCUGAGGCAGUUUUUGACCCAGAUGAAAGCCUACCUGAACCAAAGCUCGGAGCUGGACCCUCCACUUGAGUCGCUCAUACCAGAAGAUCAGAUAGAUCAAGUCCUGGAGAAAGCCAUGCACAAGUGUGUGUUAAAGCCCCUGAAGAGUGUCAUCGAUGUGAUUCUGCAUGACUUUCAGGUGAGCAGCGGUGGUUGGACGCAGCUGAAGGAGAAUCUGGCUCUGGCCAAGUCCAAACGUCCGCAGGAGCUGGGCGUGGACGGAGCCGCGGUGCCUCCGGACGCCGUGGUCAUCGAAAAGAUCAGACACAAGUUCCUGAACAUGAGAAAGAUGUACUCGCCAGACAAGAAAGUCUCUCUGCUGCUGAGGAUCUGCAAACUCAUCUACACCAUCAUGCAGGACAACUCAGGGAGGAUGUUCGGAGCCGACGACUUCCUGCCCAUGCUGACCUACGUUCUGGCCCAGUGCGACAUGCCACAACUGGACUCGGACAUCCAGUACAUGAUGGAGCUGCUGGAGCCCUCUCUGCUUCAAGGGGAAGGGGGCUACUACCUGACCAGCGCGUACGGAGCCAUGUCUCUGAUCAAACACUUCCAGGAGGAGCAGGCGGCCCGCGUGCUCAGCUCCGAGACCCGAAACACUCUGCACCAGUGGCACCGGCGCCGCACCACCCAGAGAGCUGCUCCCACCGUGGACGACUUCCAGAACUUUCUCCGCGUGGCGUUCCAAGGCGUCGACACCGGCUGCACCGCCAAAACGCUGUUGGUGCAGCCGUACCACACGACCGAGGAGGUGUGCUCCCUCUGCGCCUACAAGUUCAAGAUCUCGGACCCAGAGAACUUUGCCCUGUUUCUGGUCACGGAGGACGGACGGCAGCAGCUCGCCCCGGACACACAACCGCAGAAAAUCAAGUCGGAGCUGCACAGCCGGCCGCGGACACACACUUUCCAUUUUGUCUACAGGAGGACGCUCAACCUCAACCUCUGCGCCCAAACGGUAGCGCCAAACGACAACGACAAUCCAGAGACAAAGUGUAGAAAAGGACAUUUAUGGAUCUCCAAACUCACCUGA
Messenger RNA from Knipowitschia caucasica, 3993 nucleotides. The record is from the annotation of a GenBank genome assembly. NCBI's taxonomy places the organism in Eukaryota, Metazoa, Chordata, Actinopteri, Gobiiformes, Gobiidae.